AUGAUAGACUCGGGCAGCUGCGAGAACAUCGUAUUUGCUGAGGCCGUGCAGAAGUUGAGCCUGCGAAGUGAGCCACAUCCCAAACCGUAUAAGCUGGCAUGGCUGAAGAAAGGAGGUGAAGUGAGUGUGUUGAAGCGCGCGCUGGUUACCUUCUCUAUUGGCCCUCGGUAUAGGGAUUCUGUGUGGUGUGAUGUUGUCAUGAUGGACGCGUGUCACUUGUUGUUGGGAAAGCCCUGGCAGUUUGAUAGGAGCGUGAGCUAUGAUGGACGGACCAAUAAUUACAGCUUCACGCAUAAGGGAUUAAAGAUUGUACUGGUACCGAACAGAGGUAGGGACGCUAUCGAGCUCGAACUUGCGAAUCCGAUUACCGCAACCAACUUGCUGUCCCUUGCCCGAUUUCAGGAGGAGUUGCAUGAUGCAGAGUUUAUGUUUGCUCUCGUGGGCAGGGAGGUUGUGGAGGAGGGUCUUAUGCCUUGUGAGUCCUUACCGAUCUUGAAAGAAUUUCAGGAUGUCUUUCCUGAGGAGCUGCCAAAUGGUCUACCACCCUUGCGGGACAUCCAGCACCAUAUCGACCUGUAG
This is a messenger RNA of Punica granatum (pomegranate), 579 nucleotides long. The record is from RefSeq and is a predicted model, not a curated record. NCBI's taxonomy places the organism in Eukaryota, Viridiplantae, Streptophyta, Magnoliopsida, Myrtales, Lythraceae.